ACUGACACCGCACUCGAGUGAGAGCUGGGGCAUCUUCUCCCCGAAAAAAUGCAUAUCUGCAUCCCGAAAAUAAUCCUUCUGAUUGCAUCAUCUCUGAGGCUGGUUGAGAUGUAUGACAAUUAUGGGGAGAUCUGCCGAAGCCUGUGCACGUGCGAGGAGAAGGAAGGGAUCCUGAUGGUGAGCUGUGAGAACCGGGGUAUUAUCAGACUGACGGAGAUCAGCCCGGUUCAUUUCUCCACGUACCACCUCCUGCUGACAGGGAACCUCCUGAAGAAGCUGUCGGUCAAUGAUUUCAUCAAUUACACCGGGGUGACCAUCUUGCACUUGGGGAACAAUGAUAUCUCCGAGUUAGAGUCGGGUGCCUUCAACGGACUCCAGGGAUUAAAAAGGUUGCACCUGAACAACAACAAGAUCGAUGUUCUAAGGGAUGACACCUUUGCAGGAUUGGAAAGUUUGGAAUACCUACAGAUUGAUUAUAAUUACAUUACCAUUAUAGAGCCCAAUACCUUGAGCAAACUACACCAACUAACUGUAAUGAUUUUGAAUGACAACUUGCUCUCUGCCCUCCCCAUGAAUAUAUUUCGGAAUGUUCCCCUUACGCACUUGGAUCUUAGGGGUAACCGCUUAAAAAUGUUCCCCUACAUUGGUCUGCUGGAGCACAUGGACAAAGUCGUGGAAUUACAACUCGAGGAGAAUCCGUGGAAUUGUUCCUGUGAGCUCAUUGCUUUAAAGGCCUGGCUGGAGAGCAUAGCCUACACGGCUCUGGUGGGAGAGGUGGUGUGCGAGACCCCGUUCAGGCUCCACGGCAGGGACCUGGAUGAGGUGUCCAAACAGGAACUCUGCCCACGCAGACCUUUGGAAGACACGGUGAGGCCUGCACCCCCUAGCAGCACCAAUGGAUAUUAUCAGACCACUCCAGCUGCUGUGACGGCCUCUGCCACCUCUUCAGCCGUUUUCAGGUCCUCCUCCAGGCCUACCAAGGGCACACGGCAAUUUAACAGAACUCGGAUAAAGCCCACUUCUCGAUUACCGGGCGGGAACCCAUACAACUAUGGCCCCAUCAUUGCUUUUCAGACCAAAUCUCCUGUGCCUUUGGACUGCCCCACUGCCUGCACGUGUAAUCUGCAGAUUUCUGAAAUUGGGUUAAAUGUCAACUGCCAAGAGAGAAAGAUUGAGAGCAUUUCUGAUCUAAAACCCAAGCCAUACAACCCUAAAAAAAUGUAUCUCACUGGAAAUUACAUCCCUGUCGUACGGAGAUCAGAUUUUCUAGAUGCCACCGGAUUGGAUUUGCUUCACCUGGGAAACAACAGGAUAACUCUGAUCCAUGACCGAGCUUUUGAGGAUUUAACCAACCUGCGUCGGCUGUAUUUAAAUGGCAAUCUCAUGGACAGGCUCACGGGGGAGAUGUUUUUUGGUUUGCAAAACUUGCAGUAUCUUUAUUUAGAGUACAACAAAAUCAAGGAGGUGGAUGCAGGCGCUUUCCGUUACCUCCCAAAUCUCCAGCUGCUUUUCCUCAACAACAACCUCCUUAAAACUUUACCUGUGGGCAUCUUUUCCAGCCUCUCUCUGUCGAGGCUUAAUCUGCGCAACAACCAGUUCCAAAACCUGCCAGUGAGUGGGGUACUGGAUCAGUUGAAGUUGCUUGUGCAGAUAGAUCUGUUUGAAAACCCCUGGGACUGUUCCUGUGACAUAGUAGGGAUGAAGAUCUGGCUCGAGCAGCUCAGUGCAGGCACUGUGGUUAACGAGGUUGUGUGUGAGAUGCCGAAACGUCACACAGGGAUGGAUCUGCGUUCAAUCCAAUCGGAGCAGCUGUGUCCAGACUACUCUGAUGCUUACGUGUCACCCACUCCCCCCACGGACGAGCCCAUGGACAACCCCAUUGUUACAACAGACGCUCCCCAGAAGCUUAACACCCUCAGCAGCACAGUUCCCCUUUCUGUCCUCAUCCUCAGUCUCCUGCUUGUUUUCAUCAUGUCUGUGUUUGUGGCAGCGGGGCUCUUUGUGGUGGUGAUGAAAAGACGCAAGAAGUCGCAGAGUGACCGCACUAGCACCAACAACUCCGAUGUCAGCUCUUUUAACUUGCAAUACAGCCUCUACAGCAACCGUUCUGGCCCUAAAGUCAAAGCCCCCGCUGGUCACGUUUAUGAGUACAUCCCCCAUCCCAUGGGCCACAUGUGCAAAAAUCCCAUUUACAGGUCACGGGAAGGGAACACAGUGGAGGAUUACCGUGACCUGCAUGAGCUUAAGGUAACAUACAGGAAUACCCCUGAUGAGGAGAGGGAUAGUAGUACAAUGAGGAGCCCUGCCUACAGCGUAAGCACCAUUGAGCCACGUGAUAACCCCUCCCCUGUUCAGGACGCAGAUCAUUUCUUCCGAGGAAUCCUUGAGCCUGAUAAGCAGUCCCCCCACCAAUCCAUCCCAUCUAUCCCAGUAGGUGCCAGCUUAGAGUACAAGUACUCUGGGCCAGUGGCAUACACAUACAACCCAAAUUUUGAUGUCAGACGACAGUUCUUGCACCCGGAUCGAAUAAGAGAAACAGUGCUCUAUGGCACAGCACCCAGUACUGUUUAUGUGGAACCCAACAGGAACGAGUAUUUGGAGCUAAAAGCUAAAUUACAGUCUGAGCCCGAUUACCUCGAAGUCUUGGAGAAACAGACCACCUUUAGUCAGUUCUGAGCGAGGCUGUCUUCACUGGAACGCAACACUUUCUCUUGUGAUUUUGCUUGAAACAGUGGCUCAGUUCAUAAGGUGCCUUGGCACAAAAACAGAUGAGCAAAAUGGAGUUAGGGCGGGGUGUGCCGAACAAUCUUAUUUCUGAAUCAUGACACUGCGAGAAUGGAUACAGCUUUCCGGAUGAACAAAAUGUGCUCCACUUAACUGUUGAUGCAAAUUUUAUUUUUCUAUGGUGAAAAUCGAAUAAUACAAAAAAUUUACGUGUACUGGCAAAUCCGAGUUCAUUUUCAGGAAUAUAACCAUACAAACAAGGUAUAUUGUGAAUCAGAAUUUAAAAAAAGAGUUUAUAAAAGUCACUCCUGGACAAAAACACUGUACAGCAGAUCAUCAGAACUGUGUAGGACUAUUUUCUGCUGUAGUAUGUAAGUAUUUAUUGAUAUAAUCUACCAUGUCUUUUCCAAACUUUGAUUCUACAUCAGUAUUACCUGUGUCAUCAUACUCCAUGAUCCUCUGGAAAGGCUUAUGUUUGUAGUUUCAUUUACUGUAGCUCUGCAUUGUAAAAGUGGCUUAUUUUGAAAGUGGCACACCCCCCUCCCCCCAGUGUUCAAAACGGACUGCGUCAUUUGAAGAUUUAAAAAAAAAAAAAAUGAUGACAACAAAAACCAAGAGAAAAAAAAGUGUCUUUGUAUGCUUUCUGCACUUUUUGGAAUUGG
Messenger RNA from Nematolebias whitei (Rio pearlfish), 3386 nucleotides. RefSeq names its product SLIT and NTRK-like protein 5 (gene slitrk5). The transcript has a single exon. The coding region runs from base 49 to 2676 and encodes 875 amino acids. Gene Ontology annotation, biological process: axonogenesis; positive regulation of synapse assembly; regulation of presynapse assembly. The record is from RefSeq and is a predicted model, not a curated record. Lineage: Eukaryota; Metazoa; Chordata; Actinopteri; Cyprinodontiformes; Rivulidae. Gene Ontology annotation, cellular component: membrane. Gene Ontology annotation, molecular function: protein binding.